This is a messenger RNA of Drosophila virilis, 395 nucleotides long. RefSeq names its product Bomanin Bicipital 3 (gene BomBc3). Lineage: Eukaryota; Metazoa; Arthropoda; Insecta; Diptera; Drosophilidae. The record is from RefSeq and is a predicted model, not a curated record.
UUAAGUGAGUGGAACAGUUGGCAGCAACUAAAAUGAAGUACUUGACGUGUGGACUGCUCUUGUUGGCACUGUUGCCGUCGCUGAUCAGCGCUUAUCCCAGCACUGUGGUGGUGAACGGCGUUUGUUUGACUUGUCCCAACCCAAAUGGUGAAUCGGUGUAUAUAGAUGGCCAGGAGUAUCGCAGCUUCAACAACGGCAAUGUGGUUGUCAGUCGUCCGGGUUAUAACAAUGGACGCAAUACGAUCGUGAGGCGGGGCGGUUCGACUGUGGUUAACGGCAACUGUGAAAUAUGCAAUGUGGAUAUAUAAAAGGCUAGCUGCAAAGUUGAGACAUACACGUGAUAUGUAUCUGUUUACUAUGGAGCCUUUUUAAAAUAUAUUCACUGCUUCGCCAGA